Molecule: messenger RNA, 15263 nt
Organism: Porites lobata
Lineage: Eukaryota; Metazoa; Cnidaria; Anthozoa; Scleractinia; Poritidae
Source: the annotation of a GenBank genome assembly
AUGACGUACUUCAAGAGCUGUGGGGGUAGAACACUGCAGGCCACUCUCAGCUCAGGACGAAUAAGACUUCAAGCCACGAACGGUCGACGUGAAGACUACAUACGCCUACCAUUUGUAGACGGUCUGUGCCUGCGUGGUGCCUUGCAGGGCUUCCUAAGAAGAAAACCCUCCAGCUGAGCAAAAUUAACAAGAAGACAAACCAAAUCGUCUUAGUGUCAAUGAUGCAAAGCCAGAGUAUCCUCUCUUAUUUUCUUGUCGCCUUUAAAAGACUAUCUAUAACCUGCAAGGUUUUCACCUGAAUGCCAUUCAGAGGCACGCAUAUAAAGGUAUGGUAGGCCUAGCAGCAUUUUCGUGAUUACUUCGCAGGCUACUAACGUUGCUAAAAGCUUGUCGGCUUGUGCGGGUUCCUCCAACGAUGAAACUGCGUCGUAGAUUGAUCUCGAAGACUUCCUACGCUUACGAUUUGUAAACUAUCUAGCCUAUGGUGUGUGGAUUGUCCCAUGUUACCCAGGUAACCUGCAACAAAGUGUUGACUCUUCGCGGGAAGAAACGCCCCGUCGCAGACUACCUUCUUUGUAAGACUAAACCUUUUAACUGAUCUACCCUCACAAGUCCGAAGUCUGAAAAUCAACGCACAUCAAACAUUUCCGCUUCACAUUCGUACUGUUUAAGGUGAAAAGUCAAAUUGGUAUACUUAGGAGCAGACUCGAAUAUGCGAGACUAAACUAACUAUCUACCUGUAACCAGAGAGAGCUUGUAAGUGGUCACCAAAUAAGGUCCUCUCACUGAAGCUGAAUGAUCUGAAGUCUCAAGUUUACUAACUUAUGUCUUUAAAUAAUCAAUAUCUGGUUGAACCUUAGGAAUUAAAGCUUCACUUGCCAAGCGCAUAGACUGUCAAGUGAAGUGUAAUAGAUAAAUUAAAUUUGGCGCAACUAAGCGGGAGACUGCAGUGAAGACGAUGACGACGACAGCGAAGUCCACGUGAAAAAGGCGCACAAAGUCGGAGCCGAAACGAGUGCUAAAUGCCAAACCGAAUCCUAAAAGCCGAACUCUCGUCUUUGACCGAACACCUGCAAAGGAACCCAACUUAUGAAAAAGGGCAGGGGAGGCCCUUACAGCCCAGGGAACCCCGCUAACUAAUCUUACUACAGUUAAGUUAAGCCGAAUAAGACGUGCGGAUGCUUCAGGCCGAAAGUGUGUGAAUAGUAUGCUUUGCAAGGUUCAUCCAGAACUCUAUAUACCCCCCUUUUACCCAACCCACAAGGAAUGCACCAAACCCGUACCAUUUCAGGAGGUUGGGUGUACUCAGGAGCCUGGUGUACUGUACUGAUUUGAAGCUGAGUAGUCAAGGGCAGUAGUCUGGUGGGCUCAUCUGAUCUUGUAGUCUGGUGUGGCCGUGGCGGUCUGAUCUAAUGGUCGUCUUAUUUGGUGGACGGGUCUGAUUGUCUGGAGUGGUAUUCGGAUUUGUUAGUCUGAUCUGGACUCCGAUCGGAUGAUCUGUUGUGGGGUGGAUCUUAUGCACUGUUUUCUGGAAGUACGCCUGUGAAAGAUGGUCUGGUCUGACAGCUGAAAAUUGAAAAUAUAAAAAUAUGAGGUUAUAGUAGUGAAAUAGCUCUACUGAGCCCGCAAGAGAGCUGCGUAAAAAGAACAGGAGGAAAAAAUACAAACGUAAAGUUUUCACAUUCAGUUGCAUGAACUUUUGAAAAGCACUCUAGGCCAAAAAAGUUUAAAAAGCCCCAGCCAUAGUGAUACAGGACCAGCUGUGCUGACGAUCUUUUAUAAUCUUUUCCAUUAUUUGUAGUACGUGUCGUUAACUGCAAUGCCCAACAUCAUUAUGGUAAUAAUCAUAACUAUAACAAAAUUGUCCAAUCUGAUUGGCUAUCAACUGCCCUGAUUUCAGCCUUAAUUGGACAGUUUAAUAGGACAGUACGCGUCAUGCCUAAGUAAUUGGACAGUACGCGCCAUCACGCGCGUACUUACAUGGCUUUUUUUUCACUGCUAGCAAAACAAACUUUCGAAUUUCUUGUGUUUUGAUUUAAAAAAUAGCCUAUUAUAUCACAAAUUUUGUUAAAGUUAUGAUUAAUUGGUAACAGAACUUCGUGUCGUCCAAUUCGGUCUGUAAUCAUACUCGUGAUUAAACAAAUCGGACUCCCGCUACGCGGACGUCCGAUUUUGUUAAUCACUCGUAUGAUUACAGACCGAAUUGGACUCCAGUCAGUCCCGUUACCAUUACCUAUCAAGGCUCUGUCGCAACCUAUUUGCGCGAGAGAUCGCACGAGAUGUGCGCAGUUUUCAUCAUAGGAGGUGUAAAUCAACGUUAGAUUGCAAAUGGCUGCCAUAUUGAGCAUUGUUUCCUUGUUUGCUUCAAAGAAAUUUAGCAGAAAUUGGAUCAAAAACUGCGAAAAACCAGAAAAGUUAUCAAUAUUUUCACAACCAUACUGUAUUGCUAUUAAGUCACUCUUGGAUUAAACAUCGAUCUAACAAUUACAUUUUCAACCUCAGAUAAUGCAUUUCUAGCAUUCUGAUCUCGGUUAUCAGCUCAUAUACCUUAGUUUGACCUGAUAUGGAAAACAACAAAAUUUCUCUCUGACAAAGCGGCAAAGUAGAUUUCGCGAGCUCUCUACCGACGAAACAGCAAACAACAGCAAAAAACAGAAAAUGCCAUACCGGCAGCGACAAAAAAGCCACAAACUUUGGUUUGAAACUAUUCAAUGGUACUACGAAGUUUCCUUAUAAAUUUAAAGAAAUUAUAAGCUAAGUUUACCUUAAACAUUUUCAGAAUGCCUUGCAAGUCCUUGCAGCAGUGAGUUUUCAAAACCAUUAGCAGAUUUUUGGGGUAUUUGAAGAGCUUUUACACCUCUUAACACUUUCGCAGGUACAUAACGAACCAUAAAGGGCCUCAAGUGAAUCCUACAACGAGCGGCUUUCCAUUGAACAACAACAACACCAACAAAUUAUUAAUGAAGCUGGGUAUUUGUGCAGCUCUGAUUCAGUGGAGGAAGAAAACGAAAUUGAAGAGAAAUCAGGUCCACCUAUUCAGCGUCAAAUUCCACAGUCACAACGAGGAAAAAAGGACAGCGAAAUAAGUACUUGUCGAGAAUAAUUUAAGCACAGUGUCCUUCCCUUUCAGAUUUUUCAUUCAACUAAGUUCGCAAACGGCGCACAUGUCAUGUGAUUUUCCCUUAUUGGUUUACCGGAAGUUACUUUAAUAUCCGGUCGCUUUGUAAUGUUUAAAAUGAAAUUUACCAGAAUUCAAUUGUAACAACCAGACGUUUGGAGUUCAAAAAAUUUAAUGAAACAAUUAUUCCACUCGCGCUUGUUGUAUAUGAGAUGGUUAUAGCUAACUCGGCGCUAUGAGGUGGUAAAUAGCCAAUACAUGUAAUUGUUAAAUCAUUUUAGACUAUAGGUUGUAUGCAUGUAAUUCUUUUUUCGUAGAUUCAAUUUAUUCAUUUAACGGCGAUCCCAUAUUUUUUAUAUGAUCUAGUCGAAUCUAAGAGCUCUCCCAUCUAACGUAAGACACAAAAGAAAGAGCUUCACCUCAAUCGAAAAAUUUCAGAUAUUCCAACAUUUUUACAGCAGUAAUGCAUCCGUGGAAGCGAAAACCGAGUAGCACUUUUAUACAGAAGUUGUUCAAAAUUGCCCUGGCAACGAUUUGCACUGUUUUGCCUAGUCUGGGAGCCCGGUACAUUGAUUUUUUCCUAAACUCAUUUCUCACGGCUGCAAAAACAACAUGAAUUUAAAAGUUCAUUGCUCCUUGUUUUAUAACUGCAAUGUAAGAUAAUUCGUCUCUAAAUCACCAAUAUAAUUUGGAGGAAGAGCAAGACAUGAAUUAUUGGUUUUCUUCUUGGAUGUUGACGUCUCCAGGUCUCCAUGUCAAGCUCUUGUAUUUUUAAUUAGUGACUGCUACCUGGCUACACGCGCGUGAACUAUGCAGAGCUUUCCAAAUCAUUCAGCAAUCUUGCCUUAGCAUUUGCUUUCUAGUUAAGUCUCUUCUGAGCCGAAAUAAAUUGGUUUUCUUUAAAACAAGAACAAUUGAAAACGAAAUGACUUAAUUUUAAGUUCAACUUGCCGGAAUUCAAAUGUCAACCGAAUUGAUGAUAACAUUCAGAACUUAAACAAGCAAUCAGUAUCCCAUGAUGCAUGUUUCCAGAAGCAUCACGCAAUAUCGCAGUCAUAGCAGAUUCCAUCUUGAAAUAAGGUCGUUUUCUCGUCGGCUUUUUUCUCACUCGAUUUCCAGUAAAAGUAAAAAAAUUACAUUAGUUCGUUAUUUGACAUGAUUUCUCCGAUUUGCAAUGGCUUAAGAGCGAAGUUUCCACUUAGAAACAUUUAUUUUCACGGUUUCAAUUAGUCUUCCCAUCACAAAGUGUUCAGUGACCCACAACCAGGUCAUGAAUAUUCAAGGUUUUGUGGUUUUGCGAGUCUUAUAAUUUGUGUUUACAGUGCGACCGAGCGCGGCACAAGUAGUUCUCGACAGAUCAGUGAAAUACAUGUAAAACCCUUCUCAGUCAAAGCAACGCUGAAAUUCUCCUUUAAAGCACAGUGAAUAUUAGCCAACUCGAUAAUCUCAAAAGCAGAAGCUGCUGAACCGAAACAUGUUUGGAAACCAUCCACAUCGAGCACUGCGAUCGAUGUUCACUUCGCGCGUGCUGAAGGUUACUGAUCAUAAUGUGUCACGUACGCAGUGAUAAUAUAACAUGAAUCGAGGUGCAUCAUGGGAUACUAUUCGAUCGUCGUCUGACAAGCAAUUUUACCUCAUGGACGCUUUAAACAUCCCAGAAUGCUUUCAUAGUUAUUUUUCCAGUUCUGGUAGCGAAGCUGAGAAAGACGGGUAGCCAGCUCUUCUGUGAUAGGGCCUUGUUUCUCUUUCAUGAGCAGUCUCUUCGCCAGCUUUCGCAACUAAAGAUAUCAAUUCAGUUUUGAAUGUUGCGCGAUUCAGUGAAUAACAAUUUCUGAUUGGAUUUUCUUACUGCACGUGUCAAUGUAGCAAGAACAUGGGUUGUUUAUCACACACACCUCAGGGUAUUUGGGAUCUGUAAGGUAAAUUAGCAUUUCAAGCCCCGAGCAAAUUCGAGUUGUAAAAGUCUUGGGCGAGAAACCAUUUCUAAUGCAGAAAAACUGGUUCUGGCUAUUAUAUUACAAUGUGGGCUUUUGGCAAGAUUUUCGUAUAACCCCAUACAUUAAUGAUAUACAUAUACACCUAUUGUUUAACGAAAACAAAAGACAGAACCAUACUAAUCCUUUGAGAUUUCAGAUAUUAUUUUACAAAUUUUUUAUUGAAGUCUUUUUUAAAACGCCCUAAAUUUUUGCAGCAAAAUAGAAACUUUUCCGACCACAUUUCGAACAUUUUUUUCUGUUCCUAAACCGGAAAAGUAAAACAAAAUAUUUAGAAGCAUAAUAUAGGGCAUUAAAUGCGCUAAACAAAAUGAAAUAAAGACCUGCCUUUUUAGCUGUGUUCGUCAUAGUUUUGUUUUUCCCCAAAUAUUUUCUUAGGUACCCGCCUUCCACGUCUGAUCUGUCUGUAUUCCAUACAACUGACUCUGAUGCAUUAAUCUUUGGGAGGGGGGAGAAUAGGCCAACGGAUCGGCGGAACUUAAAAAUAUUUUUGCAAUUGUAGCGGACUAGAACAACAACAACAAUUUUAUUGUACUAAUAGUAAAAACAGAAUUAGAAAAAGAUUAUAACAAGCUAAUAAUAAUUCGUGGUACUGGCUGUCUGGAAUAAGCAGGGGGCUAAAAAGACAAGACAGCCAUUGCGGACUAAUCCAUUUUUGGGCCGUAUUUUGGACUUUGCGUGUAAUUAAAAUAUUUUUGCCCGGAUUCCGAAUUCAGGGCGAAAUUUUAACGGCGGAUUUGGUCAAUAAAUCAUAACGGAUCGGCGGAGGUGCAUACUCCUUUUAACCCCGUCUUUUGUGAUAAUGAUAGAGCUCAACGUAACCUGGUAAUGAUUAAAGAAAAUAAAUGUGGCUGGGAAGAAAAACUUCGAGUACUCCCCAAAAUAGCAGAACUAUUCUGGUAACUAGUCCAAAUGCUCUUCCAAUGAACUAGGAGACAUCGUGGGAGCUGAGACCAGUGAACUAGGUUCAUGUGACAAACAUCAUGAAUGAAAAGGACAAUAAGAAAUGGUGACGAAUAUCACUUUGAGAAGGGAAAUAAAAUUUCUGUUAAAAAAAUUCAUAAAAUGCUUCUUUUAGUCUUCCUUGGCUUAUUAAUGGCCUAUUUGAAGCGUCAUAGAUUACGUAGUUAUUUUAAAACAAAUAACUGCCUUAUCAUUAUUUGAGUUAAAACGGGAAAUAAUCAUGCAUUUUUCGCAAAAACUAAAUAAACUGUUUAACUAGCCGAUUUAUGAAAACCGCACCAGCGGGCUCCUGGAGGCCACACACCUUAAACUGACUCAACUAAAGUACAUAUUGCCAAGAAACUCAGCUCUUACCUAUGGGUCUCUUAACGGGUCUUAAUGGGUCUCUUCUUGGUUCCUGAUGAGUAAAAGCAAGCAUUUAAGUCCAUCCAAGAGACACUCCGGAUCGACUUGGCCAUACACUCUAGCUGCUUGAAGGCUCUAAAUGACAAAGGAUGCUUGAGGCUUAACCAAGUUCUAAGCAGAGAGUUCAAGGUUAAAUCACCCCCAGACUUUCCCCCCUCAGCCUAGCACAUGCUUGAGGAGAAUGCUUUCACUGGCCAAUGGGCCUCAAAAAUUAAAAGAAUUUGGCAUGACAAACUAAAGGCAGACAUGACGAGUGCACUGACUCUUCCAGAGCACGGCUAACGGGCAGUACCACGCUUUUGCAGCACCCUCUCCCCCUAGGAAUUGACAUUGAGGCCCCUUCCCAACCCAUGGCAAGUUAGCUCAGGGACCGAGCUUGACAAUGAGACCAACCAAGACAGCAAGCCCCCUAUGUUUAUUCCCACCGCAGUGACCAGAAACCUGGCUAUCGCCAGGUUCCUGUGCGAAUAUUCUGGUCUGUUUUGAGGUGUGUUUUCAAAAUUUCGGCUAGAAUAACAGUAAGUAAAUAAAUAGAAUGAAAAAAUAUUAAAAACUUCAAUGUGUAUUAGGUCCACUUUAUUUCGAAAGUUUAGACAGCUUUGUAGUCCGGAAAGUAUCUCACGUUAGCAAUACUUGCGUUAAGGAUCUAAUUUUUGUGGCUCUCAAAGCAAGUCAGUGGUCAAUAAGUGUAGCUACAUUUGUAAAUAUAAAUUUCACUUGGAAAAGUUUUAUUAAAUCGACCCCAGGUUCCUUCCUUAUACUAGAUUUGCUGAAUUUACUGUACUAGGCCAUUCUUAGGUGUGAAAGAUGAACAAAAGAGAUGCGUUGUAUGAACUAUACUAUCUCAUUCUCAAAGGCCUGGAAACCAGAGGCGCUGUUAAGAGUAGCCAAACGAGUGCUGUCUUAGUGUAUUAAGCCAGUGACUCGCGUUUCAUAAUUUUUUUUUAUCAACAUGUUGAAUGCACUUAAGCCUUUUUGAGCAAGAUCAAAUAUGAGCUCGAUUCCGCUCAGUCAACAAUUUGCGACUCGUUCAACAAUGAAAGUUUGAUUUAUAUACUUGAGUCUGCAAACACGUCAAAGGGUGGUCACCUCCAGGCCCUCAUCUGUAAAGAAGCAGUUCUUGUUCUUAUAUUCCACUUCCUCAUCAUCAUCUCAGUUCAGAGGAACUUCGACUGAUCUAACCAGGGGCUAAGGCACUGGCAAAGUGUAUUAUUUUUCUAUUAUAACGAGGGAUCGUUACAUUGAAGCUUUUUGCACAAUUAUUUUACUAUUUCUAAACGAAUAGAGCAUUUUCACAUGACGUCACGGUGGCCAUAUUGGAGUUCAAAAACAAUGAAGCGGCGGCGACGUUCGUGUUCCAAGAAAAUCCUUUGGGAGUUGAAUUCUUGUCUCAUGUAAAUGCUUUCUUUUUUUCCAAUAAAUUAGAAUAGAUGCCAGCCACGUAAGUGAAAACGCUCUAUAAUAGCGGUAUAUUAGCUUUGCUCCUGGAUCCCAACUUUAUUUAGAAAGACCUCCUCCAGACAGAUAUCUUGGGGGAGGAGAGAGAGAGUCGCUGAGCGGCAAUGCAAUUUUUUUCGGAAAAUAAUUAUGGUUUCUAUAGGCCGUAAAUUACCGCGCCUCAAUCGAAAUUGAACAAACGCGUUUGAGCAUUUUACCUAUGUUCACAAAAAAACGUAUUCAACGAACUUGAGUUAGUAUAAAGAAGGUGGGUGAAAAACAGAACUGUUGUUAAUUAAUAUGCUGAUGCCAGUGCAAAAUUUUAAUUAACUUUUUUUUAAUACACAGGUGCUGUUACACAAAUGUUAGAGUGGAUUUUACUUGUUUUUGUCACAAAUGUUUGCGGGAUAAGCCGUAUUUCAGAGACUGAUUUCAAAGCUGUUAAUUUUGCGAUUGCGAAAGAAGGACGAAGGUUAAACGGAAACGUGAUAAAAGAGAUAGAUGUGGAAUCAGAAGGCGCGUGUAGGCUUCAUUGCGUCAAUGAAGAGAGAUGCCGCUCUUACAACUUUAGAAUCACAAACAACAAACCAGGCAAUUUCUUGUGCCAGUUGAGUGAAUCUGAUAGAUUUGCUGGAUUCAGUAAUUUUACAGAAGAUGGUGAUUUCAAGUACAAAGGGAUACAGGUAAUAACUGCUUAACUCAGAAUUGUUGGUCAAGUCUAAAAAUACUCCUCACGGAUAGCUUUUCUCUUGUUUUCAAAUUUACCUGUGGUUCUAGUCUAGUUUACGAUCAACUAUUCAGAAAAAAAAACGAAGAAAACGGAAAAAAAAUCUUGCAUGCUGUCGGGGAUAUCUUGAGACCUCAAAUUUAUUUAAAUUUCCAGUUGUCAAAACACUGAUUUACGCUUGAAAAAGAUUGCCUAAAUGCUUUACAGCGUAACUACGUCAUAAAGGAAAUGUAUUUACUCGUUCAUGAGUACAUAGUUAGGGUGGCCGCGAUUUGUUUGCAAUUUGGAGAGCUACUCUUUUAAGAUCAACUGAGUUCAGUAAUCAGAGUUCCUCUCCGAAGGAACUCCAAAAAUAUUUCUAGCUGCCAUACACCUGCUGGUGGUCACUGAAAUGGGCUUAUGUCGGUCAUUGUUAAUAAUGCAUGAUAAUUAUAUUGUUGAUGUUAGAGAAACUUUAUCCAGCUUUGCCUUCUGUUUAAAAGUGUUUCAAGAAUAAAAAUAUGAACUUCCUCUUUCCAUAUUAUUCCAGAAAUUUUAAACCUCGUUCAGCAAAAAAUGUGUGGUUUGAUAAACUUAAUUAUUUCCCUGCAUAUCCACCCGGCUUUGUAAUUUCAUUGCAUUUUCUCUAAAAAUAGGUUUUUGUUUCUGUUUUUACUGAGUGAAUUAUUGUAUAACACUUUUUAAUUAGCAUUAUUUUACCAAAGUUAUUGUAAAUGUUAAUUAAAUCCAGGCCUUUUAGUGACUAGUGUGAGAAAAAACAUGAGUUUAAUAUGACUAAAUGGCAGAUUCUGAGUAAAAUUUUUUAAGAAUAAUCAUUUCUCUCUCAUAGUCGGCAGAUUUUUGUUUCUUCCUAAGCAUCCUUUUAUACUCAGAUUAAGUUAACUGUUAAAAAUACCUCGAUUUAUACGAGUUUUAAUUGGCAUACAUUCAUGAGAGGACACAGAGGCUUUUUACUUGAAGUACCAUCGCACGCAGGGAAGUUUUCUCCGCGGGCAGCUAAUCCGACUUAAUCCCAUUUAAUGUGUCGCGCUCCUCGAAAGUGCGAAAAUUUUCUUGUCGUGUAUUAGAUUUCAGAUACAUUUUCUUAAUCUUCAUUUCGCGCCAGAAUAAAUUAGUUUGCGCGCAAAGGGCUCCUAAAAAAAUCACAAGGUUUGUCCCACUUCGAGUCCACCUUCUGGAGAUACGCCGGCUUGGUAACCGGAAUACAUUGCCGAGGCGAAGAUCUGGCAUUUUUUCCUCCUCCUCGUCUUUUCUUCACGACAAAUGUUUAUAUUUGUAGUGAGAAUGCAUCGCAUAUCAGUGGAUUUUGCUUCAUGCGGCUAGCUACUUCUGAAAGAAGAGUGCCGGAUUUCAUCGUUUUGUUCAUGUUUAUUAGUGUUGGCAAAUGUAAGGUAAAUGAACCGACCACGUAAGGUAAGAAUUGAAGUUUUAAAUUUGUUACUCGGCGAAAAAUCGUGGAAUUGCAAUUCGUGAAACUCCUGAGUAUUACCUCUGUUACCUAAUGUCAUGCGAUGACUCCUCGCUUUUUCGAUGCGUAAAACGGAUACAAACGAUAAAUUUCUUUCGCAAAGUGAAGUAUAAUUUACUUAACGAGACCAUUUGACGACUAUUUCUCGUUACAUGCUUUAUUCAUUAUAUUUGCUUGAGUUAUUCAGGCGACAUGCCAGGAGUUUGAUGACAAUGUUUGUGUGCUAUAAUUAUGCUGAUAAGUUUUUGCACCUUUAUAUUGAAACUCAUGUAAGCCAAACGUUUGUUAACUCUAGCAAAACACUCUUCUAUUAUGGAGGAACUUUUAACGUCUUUUGGGGCCCUAAUAUGGUGACAGAUUUUUAGGGGAAACAAAGCUUGAUUUUUGGCCAAACAGACUAUAGCUUUUUUGCCUUUGAAGAGAGCGCGAGGCAAACGUCCGUGAGUACAGUGUAAGACAGUGAUUCUUUAGUUGGCACACCCAUGGGUGCAGUGUAACCCAGUGAUUCUUUAGGUAGAGCUAACAAACAUAGGCUGCACUUUAGGUGGCACACCCAUGGGUGCAGUGUAACCCAGUGAUUCUUUAGGCAGAUCUAACAAACAUAGGCUGCACUUUAGGUGGCACACCCAUGGGUGCAGUGUAACCUAGAGAUUCUUUAGGCAGAGCUAACAAACAUAGGCUGCACUUUAGGUGGCACACCCAUGGGUGCAGUGUAACCCAGUGAUUCUUUAUGUAGAGCUAACAAACAUAGGCUGCACUUUAGGUGGCACACCCAUGGGUGCAGUGUAACCUAGUGAUUCUUUAGGUAGAGCUAACAAACAUAGGCUGCAAUUUAGGUGGCACACCCAUGGGUACAGUGUAACCCAGUGAUUCUUUAGGUAGAGCUAACAAACAUAGGCUGCACUUUAGGUGGCUCUUUAGGUAGAGCUAACAAACAUAGGCUGCACUUUAUGUGGCACACCCAUGGGUGCAGUGUAACCCAGUGAUUCUUUAGGUAGAGCUAACAAACAUAGGCUGCACUUUAGGUGGCACACCCAUGGGUGCAGUGUAACCCAGUGAUUCUUUAGGCAGAGCUUACAAACAUAGACUUGGGAUGGUAACAAGUUUUCCAGUUAAAACUUGGUCAUAAAGUGCUGCACCAUGGCACUUCGACUAUUUCAUUAUCGCGCUUGUUUUGACGCACAAUUGAUAGUCAGGAGAAGUCGUAUUGUCUAAAGCCAUAGCAAAAGACAAAUUUACACACAUCACAGCGUUAAGGUAAGGUAAUACACGGUAUUUCCUUCAGGUACAUUUACAUUUUCUGUUAGGUUAUAAGCGAUUAAAUCGCAUGCAGCGACGAAAAAAACGCGAAGCCGUCAGAUAUUCUAGAACCGUGUUAUUUACAGUCCUGUGCAUUAUUAUAAUUGCUUAACUAACUAACUACGCGCUGAUGGAAAUAAGUUUCGGCCGCUUUAAAUUUUGAAACAAUUCACUGGUACUGUAUAGUCAUGAAUUGGAGCGGAAAGUUAGCACGCGAGCAGGGCGAUUCAGUGGCGAUUCUGCUGUGGUUUCUGUAAUGUAGAAGAUAUUACGGCAAUGAGGCUUCCGAGGUCCCUUCUGGAAAUCACAACUACAUGUAGGAUGAAAUGUAUUCUGCGUGCAGACGUCUCCUUUUCCAGGUUAGGUUAAAUAAACCGUACCAACGGUUUGUUUAACAAAGCUCCCGCGAGACGGUUUCUUGGUGAUUUUAUUAAUUUUUCCGAUCCACUUUUUUGUUUCAGCUCUAUUUUCGCGGCUUUUGCGAUACAAACUGUAUUCAUUUUUAGUUGUGAUGGCAUUACACUGCUUAAUCAUAACGGCUUUGGAAGAAACUGAAUAUAUUGCGCUUCGCGAUUUCGCAAAAUUGCUGCGGGAAUUAAAAAAUAUUUUCUUCUAAAAAAGCGUUUUCACGCUUCUUUCCGUCUCUAGUCAAUUAUCUCGUUUGUCUCGUUUUCUAAAGGUCCUUGAGAACAGAAUAAGACAAUAUUUUAUUACCUACAACCUAAAAACCCGAUUUUUGACCAGAUCGAAACAAAACUGACCUCUGAAAUGGAAGAAGAAAAGCCUUUUAUUUUUGCCGGCUUCGGCCUGCCGACGAGAUCGUGUCUGUUUUGCUUUCAUAUGAUGACAUUUUCCUGACAGAAGGGUGUCGGGAAAAACACCUCGCGCUGAUCAUACGUGACAAAAUCCGCCGCGCCUAAGCUAAUUAAGAAAAGUCUCCUCGAAAGCUCCAUACAAUUCCUUAUAACAAAAUUAUAAGGAAUUGUAUGGAGCUCUCCGGGAUACUUACAGUGCAAGCCCUUUGUGUCUUCUCAUGAAAUAAUUCAAAAUGGCGGAUGACGUCAUCACGACAUCACUGCUAUUGUUAAACAUCUUUUAUGUGUUAGCCAACUUCCUUGAUUUUAUCAGAGACCCUAAUAUUUUUCGCUUUAUGGCUAAUUUGAGGGAAAAAUGGAUCCCGGCUGCCAACAAAUUCAACAACAUGACGUCAUAAUGACGUCAGAUCACGUCAUUGUGUCAAUCCAGCUAUGAAGUUGUAAAUGAUGAGUACAUUAUUGAGUGCAAUUUUGGUGGCCGUAGGAUGAGGGGUUUUAAAGGCAAAAAAAAAGCCCUGGGCUGAAUAGGGUUAAUGCUUGUCCACCAACAUUACUGAUCUGAUAUCAACUGAAAACUUUUUAAAAUGGCCAUAAACCUCCCGGUUUGUAAUUCGAGGAACGGUCUUUUAAAAAAAUAGAUACCAGAAAAGCACAAACUUUAUUUUGUCAAAAUUGCUUUGCUAAUAAAUUGACAUUACAAAAUUUUUAUUUCCACAACAAGCAAGUUGUUAUUUACCAACGGAAGAUUAUAUGUUCGUUUUUAAUCUUGUUAAAGCAUCGACUUGUCAUGAAGACUCGCCAGGCGUAGAAAAAGGACAAAUUUCUUUUGAACAACAAUUUCCUUUCAUACAGCUUAAUUGGAUUGCUAUUGAGGGUAAACUAUUGAGACUACGUGACGAUAUAAACAUGCCCUGACCGCACAGUCUUGUCUUGGCUAAGAGUCCACAUUCUAGGAGGUUAUCUUCCUGCUCUUCAUCUUUCUCGGUCAUCUACUUAGUCAGGCUUCGUGGCAGGUAUUUUGAAGGGAAAUGGAGUAUCAUUAGGCGCGUGAGCACAUCACGUUCACGUGCCCCUUUAUUCAUAAAACCCUAAAUUGAUGUUGUUGCUGUACUUGUUUAUGUUGGGAACAGAGCGUCUGCGAAGCCAGCAGCGUAGAUCCUUGCGGUGACAAAGGAAUCUGCAUCCCCGACUAUUCCAAGGACAGCUUUACAUGCAAAUGUGACAAAGGUUAUGGAGGAAGACCAUGCGGUAAGCUGCAAACGUUUCACCUCUAAGGAUCUUCUCCUGGGGAUGAAAUGAGGCUUUAACUAUACACGACUUUAUGGAUAGUCAGUCAAAAGUUACACUUAAGCUCAUUGACCUUUUAAUUACCCAUUUCAGAAUUAAUAAAAGACUGCUUUAAACUUGGUCAAAGUGGUGCCACAUCAAGUGGAGUCUACUACAUCAUCCCAGAUGGUGGCAGCCCAAUACAAGUACUCUGUGACAUGACUACGGACGGUGGAGGUUGGACCGUCUUUCAGAGACGUUUAGAUGGCUCGGUAGAUUUUUAUCGGGCUUGGGAAUCAUACAGAAAUGGAUUUGGAGAUCUAAACAGUGAGUUCUGGCUUGGAAACGAAAAUUUACAUCGUUUGUCAGCCUCUGGUGACGUCAUGCUAAGAGUUGACCUGGAGGACUUUGAUGGCAACAUAACAUACGCUGAGUAUACAACAUUUCAGGUAGCUGACGAAGCAGACAAAUACAGGAUUACUUUUGGAGGAUACAAUGGUACGGCUGGCAACUCAAUGGUAGAUAACGGAAGAGAGUCCCUAAAGUAAGCAAAAAAAUCGUUGGCAACUGAUUGUAACAAUCAUAUCAAUCUAUCACUCUCUUUUUACCGUUACCGACAGGCAAUCCGUCGCCAUCGCCGACCACCUCUCAUACCAUCUAGGUCGCAAUCAAAUCAGGUUCAUUAUUUAACAAUUAAUGAAUGAGGCUGAGUAUCUUAUGAAGAAUUAUAGAGAUCGAGGAGCGAUAACGCUCUCCGAGAUCUUCAUAAUUCUUCAUAUCAUAAGAAAGCCGAAUUCAUUCAUUCAAAAUAAUUCCAAGUUAAAAACAUAGCUAAAAUAUGCUUACCUCCAUCAAUGUUAAGUUCAUCUUUGAUAGUCCACGUUUAGGGUUCUUCAGCUUCGCAAAUAUUCUCCAAAUAGAGGAUGUCGCCCUUCGAGUUGUCUUCUAGCAGUUCUUGCAUUGUUUUUAGCUAUUAUUUCGCCUAGUUCUUACUCUUGAAACGAGUAGAAAUGUCCUCCAUUUUUGUUUUCACAACCAAAACAACUCAACCUCGUCCCCAGGUCUUCUCGGUUAACGAUGCAUUAACCUGCAAGGAAGCUGCUCUUUUGACGUCAUCGGUUGAUUAAUCGCAAAAUUCUUCCAAAUUUGGUCAUCAGUAGCUGGUUAUAGUGAAUUAUUCGUAUGCUUUUAGCCAAUCAGAAUCGGGGAAAUAUUUUGAAUGAAUAACAAUAAUCGACUCCAGAUUUAAUAGCCUCUUUAUGGGCAUCUUAGAGGAGUCGCAUCUGCAUUCUUAAACUAUUUAAGGUUCCUAUACAUACUAUUAAAGCUGGCAAGUGUCCGCAUAUCUUUGCCAUCAGCAAAAGUCUCAAAUUACCGGUAGCACAAUAAUACAGAAAUUUCUAUCAUUAGAUCAAGGAGAUCCUUAAUGCACUCUCAGACAAAUCAACCAGAACAUGUAGUUGAGCUGUUUCAAACUAGCAUUUCGUUUUAGUCUUCAUUUUCUCGACACUUUUUUUUUCACAGUGGUCUACAGUUUUCGACUAAAGAUGCUGACAAUGAUCUGGACAACAGCAUUGUAUCAGAUCCUUGUGCUGUAAGGCACCACGGUGCAUGGUGGUAUUACUCCUGCAGCUGGGCAAAUCUUAAUGGUUUGUAUCAUGGAGGACCAUACAGCACCAGUGGUAUCAGUGAUGGAGUAAAGUGGGUCACGUUUAGAGGACAGUAUUACUCACUAAAACGCACUGAGAUGAAAUUAAAACCUAAAUUGUAA